GCCUUUGCCCAGCCGGAGCGGACCAUCAUUGAGAUGUCCUUCUCUCCUCUCCUCUUCAUUCGUGGUUAGCUCCUCGUCGAGGGCGAACGUGCCGAGAGCUGCUCUCCGCUCGGUCCGGCCCGCUGCCCCGUCCGGCGCUGUCUGCCCGCGCCAGCCCUGCUGCAGUGCCUGUGCCCACCUGUCAAAGUGCGAACCGAGCCCGGCCCCCGGAGUGCCUGCGUGCGUGCGUGCCUGCGUGCGCGAGUGUGUGUUUGUGCGUGUUCGAGUGUGGUUCCCGUGUUUGUCUUGGCUAGUGCCAGCGUGCGUGUGAGCUCUUGGACACUUACCUGGACCCCGCCGGUCCGGGUCACAUUAGUGCGGUCGAGUGUGCGCCGUAAUGUUGGUGACCGGGAUGGAGUUGGCCCUAGUGGUGCUCGUGUUGACGUGGACCGUCCCCGUCCCCUCGCACGGCUCGCCUGCCGAGUCUGCCACAACGGCCAGUUUCUGGUCCUCCAACAUCAACAGCAUGUUCAGCGGCGAGAACUCGUGGGCGACGUCGGCCCUGAACGAGCACCUCGCGGCCGGGGCGCAGCUCGCCCUGGACCACUGUCAGGAGCAGUUCAAGUGGGACCGCUGGAACUGCCCGAAGAGCGCAUUCUCCAGAAGAGGGUUCAAGCCAGCCAACCAGGAGACCGCCUUCGUGCUGGCUGCCACCUCCGCCGGCGUGGUGCACGCCGUGACCAGGUCGUGCUCCGCGGGCAACCUCCCGGACUGCGGCUGCCGCAUGCCCGGCUCCUCGUCCGCCCUGGGUGACGGAGACAGCGAAGAGCCCAGCCUGAGCGACCUGAAGACUGCGCAGCAGGUGCUCACAAACAACCCAUCCGGAGCGCGGCGCGCGGGCUCCACGUCGGACCAGGAUGGCGACAAGAACGACGUCAACAGUCGUGGUGUCGGCAAAAAGAAGUGGGUGUGGUCCGGCUGCAGCGACCACGUGGCCUACGGCGAGUCCGUCGCCGCCAAGUUCCUGGACUCUCUCGUGCGGAAGGGCAACGAUGCCUGGGCCUACACUUCGCUGCACAACAACCGCGCCGGCCGACUGGCGGUUCGCGACUCACUGCAGAAGCACUGCAAGUGCCACGGGGUGUCCGGGUCCUGCUCGCUGCAGACGUGCUGGAUGGCGGUGCCGAGCUUCUCGCGCGUGGCGUCCGCGCUCCGGAGGCAGUACGACCACGCCGUGCGCAUCGACUUCGAGGCCGGGCACGGUAAGCUCGUGCUGGGCAACUCUGCGUCCGGGCUGGUGCAGCGCAGCGCCCCCGCCGUGCCGCCGGAGAAGCUCGUCUUCUUGGAGGAGUCGCCCGACUACUGCAAAGUCAACAACACCACAGGUUGGACGGGCACCAAGGGCCGCACCUGCUCGCGCAACCGCGGCGAGGGCGUGGGCCGGUCGGAGCGGCGCUCGUGCAAGGAGCUGUGCCGGGCGUGCGGCCACCGCGUGCGCAGGCAGACGCGACAGGUCAGCCGCCACUGCCAGUGCAGCUUCCAGUGGUGCUGCCAGGUCAAGUGCAAGACGUGCGUGGAGACCGUCAAGGAGCACUUCUGCGGCUAGCGGGGAGACGCGCGCGCCGGCGCGCGCACCCCGCAUACCCGCGACUACAGCACGCGUCGGCCCAGGUCUGUGUCCAUGGGAGACCUGCGCGGACGGCGUCGUCAGGGGGGCGUUGACGGCCUGCAGGAUGUUAGCGACUCGAUGACAACGUCCGCCAGGUCUGCGCUACAGCGGACCCGGGGAGGACACCGUCUGUCGUGUCGCGACCGACAGGGAUUGCAGCUGCGCAUCGCGUUUGGCGACAACCACCCUCCGGUGGCCUCGAUAUUCUAGUCUCUUUGCUCUCUCGCUACACCUCUUCCCCAUGACUGCUGAGGCGCCUAGCACGCGCUCCAAGGGGAAGGGAAAAGUCAUCCGUCUGAAUCCCACGAUCAAGAUGAGAUUUUGUUUACACCGAUUGACAUAGGAUAAGGCUUUCAACGACAUGCAUUCCAAUCUUAGUUUUAUCCUUUAUUAUAAUUUAUAAUCUAUUUAUUUGACAGCAUUGAAUUAAUGGUUUACGCCCAAUUAGUGACCAUUUGUUGUGUUAAUGGACCUUUGGAAGUCUAUUUUCAGAACUUCACUUGAUCUCGAAUCUCGUAUGUUUUAUUUAGAUUUAUUUUAAUGAUUACAAUUGAUACAUGGAUUUGCCUCCCUCGAGAGGCUGUGGUUUUAUUUAUUAUGUAUUACUAGACUGACACCUAGGAAUGUAGUGUCUUUGUCAGAUAGUACAAUCAAGAUACCAAAUCAGUAUUUUAUAUAGUGAUAUGUGUUGUUAUUAUAUACGUAUUGUAUAUAAAUAUUUCUGUAUAUUGACAUUUUGUUAAUUUAUAAAUAAUUUUUAUCUGUGUAAUUGCUCAAUUUUGAUGGAAGAAUGUAAAUACACAUAAUUCUCAAUGUAAA
Frankliniella occidentalis (western flower thrips) is the source of this 2467-nucleotide messenger RNA. Its product is annotated as protein Wnt-8b-like. Bases 377 to 1585 code for a protein of 402 amino acids. NCBI's taxonomy places the organism in Eukaryota, Metazoa, Arthropoda, Insecta, Thysanoptera, Thripidae. The transcript has 6 exons. Gene Ontology annotation, molecular function: cytokine activity; frizzled binding. The record is from RefSeq and is a predicted model, not a curated record. Gene Ontology annotation, biological process: neuron differentiation; canonical Wnt signaling pathway; cell fate commitment. Gene Ontology annotation, cellular component: extracellular region.